AUGGAGAGUGUCUCUACUCACAUGCCGUUGUGCCCGCGUACUGCCACAUUCCGCCACGAUCGUGCUGUCGCAGAGAAGUGGCCUGUGAUCUGCCUACUGGCUCUCGCCUUCGCCACCGCCAACGCCGGUCUUUUGCCACACCACGGCCACGAUACGCACAUCGUGGAAGGUGCCCACCAUGUUGACAUACCACAUGGCAGCGGCAUCCAUCUCGGCCACUCAUCCGCCAUCGUCAUCGACGCCGGCGGCGCUGCCGAACACAUCGAAUCGCAUCCGGUCUAUCACCAUGAUGAACACAGCGCUCAUGUCGACGUACACCCAAUAGUGCAUGACUCUCAUCUUCACCACGAUGUGCAUCAUGAUGUCCACCAUGACAUACACCACACCGCAGCUGCUGCCAAAAUUGUGCAUCACGAGCCCAUCCACCAUGUCGAGCCGGUGCAUCAUGUCACCAAAGUGGUGCAUCAUGAGCCACAUCACUUCCUGCACUAUGUCAAGCCGGUGAUUGAUCAUCAUGUCAUCCACCAGGACAACCAUCAUGAUGAACACUUCCAUGCACAUGAUUUGCAUCACGCUGAGGCCUAUCACGGCCCGCUGUUGCACCAUCACGAACAUGUCGCUCACCAUGCUCACUUGGUGGAUCAUCAUCACCAUCACGCCGCUUUGGUACACCAUGUGCCCGCUCACACACACUCCGCUGUAGUGCACAAAAUCUACCCAGGCGACGCGCAUCACGGCAGCAUUUUGGCCUUCGCCCGCCACGCCCUCCAUGGCAAAUACGGCAAAGUGAAGAUCACCGAGAAACUUUACUAAUCGAUUUCAUAAUGAAAAUUCAAUAAGAACAACAAUAACAAUAACUCAUCUAGCAACUAAAUCAACGCGAACCUAGUGAAAUGGUACAACGAACAAAACUCAUAGUUAAUUUAUUAAACGAAAGUGCUGCUAAAGGCACACAGAAACACAUACAUGCGCGCACUCACUCAUACAUACAUACUAUAUACAUGUGUAUAUUUGCUAUCAUUCAUCUGGCAUCUGUUGUCCAUUACUAGCAUUAUUUCAUUAGUUUAGUGGAGUAAUCUGUAUGAAUUUGUAAUUUUAGUAUAUUUUUCCUAACAUUGUGGCUUCUUCUCUUCGUCCUGUGAGUGUUUCCCAUAUAAGAGGGCAUAA
This is a messenger RNA of Bactrocera neohumeralis, 1167 nucleotides long. RefSeq names its product histidine-rich glycoprotein. The transcript is spliced from 2 exons. NCBI's taxonomy places the organism in Eukaryota, Metazoa, Arthropoda, Insecta, Diptera, Tephritidae. The coding region runs from base 1 to 813 and encodes 270 amino acids. The record is from RefSeq and is a predicted model, not a curated record.